Molecule: messenger RNA, 252 nt
Organism: Protopolystoma xenopodis
Lineage: Eukaryota; Metazoa; Platyhelminthes; Monogenea; Polystomatidea; Polystomatidae
Source: the annotation of a GenBank genome assembly
AUGGUGCCUCGUUCUGAUGAUGUCCGUCAUAUGACGGACGAAAGCCUAGCACCUUUUCACCGGAAUCGAAGGAGUUUGCCUCGGAAACAGCGUCAGCAUGAAUCUUCCAGUAAAGCCAAUCGACAGCUGGUGAAGAGAAAUCCGCCGUCGUCUUCUGGUGGAACCGACCUUCGAAUCUCUUCACCCAACACUUUUACUCGAAAUGAAAGUAAACUCAACACUCAAAUGUUCCGAGUGAUUAGAGUUGAGUAG